Messenger RNA from Aureobasidium subglaciale EXF-2481, 1629 nucleotides. RefSeq lists its product as uncharacterized. Bases 164 to 1435 code for a protein of 423 amino acids. The transcript has a single exon. Lineage: Eukaryota; Fungi; Ascomycota; Dothideomycetes; Dothideales; Saccotheciaceae. The record is from RefSeq and is a predicted model, not a curated record.
GAUCUCUAUGUGAUUGUAGAGGCAUAGGUAGGUGACAUCCGUGUCGUCACACAGAACGUUCAGGCCACAGAGUGAUAUAUAAGAGUCCUGCUUGACCUUCCAUUAUCUGAAUUAUCACAACACUCUUCAUCAUACAUCAACACACAACCCCAUAAUCAUCAAGAUGAAGUCCUCAAUUAUCAUCUCAUCUCUGGCACUUGCCCUUCCUGCCUUCGCUGCCCCUGUCACCACAUCGGCAACCCCCAUUGCUACUCCUCAGAACCAAUGCCAGGUCGACUACAACAACUGCCUCGCCGUUGGCACCCCUGAGGUCAUGUGCUCCUGCGACAUGACUGCCUGUCUUGGUGAGGACGCCGCCCGCAUUCGUGAGUGGUGUGCCAGCAAAACUUCUGGCCUUACCAGCGGUACCGCUACUGCCACUGCCACUGCCACUGCCACCCCCAGUGCCACUGCUUCUGGCUGUGUGGCAAAGGACAAUGCUUGCAGAGCCAGCGACCCCGUUACUGGUCUUUCCGCAAACCAAGCACAGUGCUCUGCCGACAACGCUGCUUGCCAGGGUACUUGCUACGAUGCAUACAACACUUGCAGAACUUCUCGCCCUAACGGUCUCUCUGCCAACAUGGCUCAAUGUGCUUCCGAUUACGCUGGAUGUCUUGGUCAAAAUCCCUUUUCUGAGGAUGGUAGCUUGACCAUCAAGCCUUCUAUUGUCGCCCGUGCUUUCGCUACCCCUGCUCCUUCCAACUGUGUCACUAAGGACAACGCUUGUAGAGCCAGCGAUCCCGUCACUGGUCUUUCCGCAAAUCAAGCAUUCUGCUCGUCUGAGGACGCCGCUUGCAAGGGGGCUUGCGAGGAAUCCUACAACGCUUGCCGUGUUGCUCCUGAUGCGAACAUGUCUUACUGCGCUUCCCUAUACGCUGGCUGUCUCGGCACCAACCCCUUCGAGAAGCGCGCAGCCCCCACCAGUGCUUUUGCCGGUCUCGCCAUUAGGUCAGGGUCUGGAAUUCAAUAUGCCUCUGUCAACGCCGCUGGCUCUCAAUUCUGGCUCCAAAAGGACACUGCCACCUACUGUCCCGAAAUCUCCGGUCUUGUCUGCCCCAACACCACCACCACCCAAUUCCUCGGCGGCGAGAACACUUUGGCCCUCGACACCACAGUCCCGGGAGGCCAGCAGGUAUACGUUGCUGCUGAUGGUCGUUUGUCUUUUACUGUCGCUCACUCUGCAUCUACUGGUGAGGGAGCCUCAGUUACUGGUUUCAGCAUUGCUCAGGAGGGUCAGCAUGUCCAGUUCAACGGCGAUGACUUCCUUGCUUGCCCUGUUGAUGACGCUUAUGCUGUUUUCGCCGCCGCUGCUGUCAAGGAUGCCGCUGAGGAUUGUGUUGGCUUUGCUUUCAGAGUCGCCGAGUCUUCUGCUCCUGCUGCUUGGCAAUACUCUUAAGUCUCUUCGCUUUCCGCUUUCUUCGCAUCUCAGCAUCAUCAAUGCUCCCGGAGAGUUUGAAUUGGCAUUUCCUCAGCAUUGUUCAGGAUAAUUGUUACCCUGUCUUCAUUUUUGGCAUAGCAAGCGUUUCUUCGCAUACAUUCGUUUUUCCACACCCGCAUGAUAUCUUGCUUUUUUUGUUUCUAGCAUAACAA